AUGAAGCUCUCCAUCCUUUCUCCCGUCCUCCUCGCAGCCGGAGCCCUCGCCGCCCUCAAAGACCAUUGCCAAUUCAUCCGCCACAUCCACACUGGUAACAGCGAACACCCGACAGUCGAGUACAACUGCCCGUCUCCGAACCCCGUCGCGUGGCCGUACAGGGCUUGCUGGUACGUCGACCUUGGAAAAUGCUUCAUCAACGACAUGGGCCAAAUACGCGCCCAGAAGGAAUUCGGCACUUGA
Messenger RNA from Colletotrichum chrysophilum, 243 nucleotides. RefSeq lists its product as uncharacterized. The coding region runs from base 1 to 243 and encodes 80 amino acids. The record is from RefSeq and is a predicted model, not a curated record. The transcript is spliced from 2 exons. NCBI's taxonomy places the organism in Eukaryota, Fungi, Ascomycota, Sordariomycetes, Glomerellales, Glomerellaceae.